GAGAGGAGGGCGCAGUUUGGCGACGGGGAUCAAAUACUAUUUUAAUCUGGUGAGCGGCCACCGCGGCCGGGCACACACCAGUCACCAGUCGUGCGGCCGACGCCACACGGACGGCACGGCUCACGCCGUGCUGCAGCUUCGGACCCAGACGCCCCCUGAGCACCUCCAGCAACGCCCCACAACAAGCAGGUUCCUGAACGAGAGAAAACCAGAAAGCAGUGACAAAAUGGAAGUAACUCCCACAGGAAACGUCGUCUCCAAGGAACAUUCCUCCAGCAUGGAAGCUUCCUCUUCGGAGGAGCGCCGCCAGGUGGGCGGCCGGCAGAUCCUGGAGAAGAAGAGCAGCGUGGAGCAGAGCGAGAGCUCGCACGUGGUAGAGGCGAGCAGCUCCACGCGCCGCCUCGAGAGCUCCAGCGUCAUCCAGUCGUCCGUGUCCAGCGUCUCCUCCUCCGUGUCCUCCCAGAAGGUGGUCUCCUCCUCCUCCGUGGGCAUCGAGUCCAGCCAGGACGAGCCCCUGGACGACAACGGCAACCAAGUGGCUGAGGCGCCGCCGCCGCAGCAGCAGCAGCCGCCAGCAGUCACCAGCUACUCCAGGGAGGUCACGCAGGAGAGCUUCGUCCGCGAGCAGGACGGACAGGUCGUCGAACAGCACUCGUCAGUAUCGCAGCAGGAAUCCAGCAGCGGUGGUGGUGACGAGGGUGGGGGAGGGGGAGGAGGCGGCGAGAAGGAGAAGACGGUGCAGCUGGAGCUGGAGGCGCCGCCGCUGUCGCCGCCCGCCGCCGGCGAGCCGGACCAGCCCCGCCAGGAGGCUCAGCAGCUGGAAGCUCAGCAGCCGGACCAGCAGACUCCUCAGCAGCCAGAGCAGGAGGCGCCGCCCCAGGAUCAGCAGCCGGAGCAGGCGCCUCCCCAGCCAGAGUCGCAGCCCGCAGAGAUCCACCAGGAGAGCAUCAAGAACACGCUCAAGGAGAUCAUCUCGGAGAUCGAGGAGGCCGUUGUUUCGGAGGUCGCCUCCGACAGCACUGCUGCUCCACAGCAGGCCAAACCGACAACAGCAGAAGAAACAAAACCGCCGAUUUCCGGCAAAAAGACUUUGGAGAAGCAGACUUCGACAACGUCCUUGGAAGAAGGUUACUAUUAUAUCAACAAAGAGGACGAGCUGGUGGAUGCGCUGACGCUGCCACCCUGCCUGCGCAAGGGCCGCCGCCCCCUGUCGCUGCCCGCCGGAGCGCUGCUGCACCUCUGCCAGAGUGUCAAGAUAGCACAGGAGCUGAACCAGGUGCUGGGUGGAGAGACCAAGGAGUCAGCACCCAAGGAUGAAAAUUCAACAGAUGGUUCACACCACAAGGCUAUUGAUUUGGAGAAGCUGUUUACACCAGCUUCUGACUCAGGAGAAGUCACCCCUUCCCGACACAGGAGAAUGUAUGCAUCAUCCAGCUUUUAUUCCCCAAACCACCCAACAGUUGAAGAUCAAGUGGAGUUAGCCAGGCGCAUAUCAAAUUCUCUCAGUGAUAUUAGCAAUCAACAAAGCAAGGGCCAGUCCAUGUAUGUAAAUCGUAAGAAGAGAUCAGUUAAAUGGAUCCAUGAAGGACAGGGUACAGGCAAGCUCAGUUCCAAUGAAGAAUACUCCGAAACUACUGAUGAGAAGCUGUCAUUCAAAAUACCAAAUGUGGGUCCACAGGAAAUGGUGUUUAAGGAGCCGAGUAAAACACCAUUGAAACUUGUUAUGGAUCCCAGAGGUCAGGUGCAAGAUUUGGCAAGUCUGAGACAACAAGGUUACAACAUUGAAACUGGAGCUCUUAGUCCGGACAUUUGCCUUGAUCUUGUGCGAGAUCUCAAUGCAACAAAAGGGAAAGGUGCUGAGCUCUUUGCAAAGCGACGAAAGAAGUCUGAAAAAUGGGUGGUUGAUGAAACUACUGUGAAGAAGUCCAGCACAAGCAGCACAGUUACUGAUUAUAUUUCUUCAUCAAGCACUCUGCAACGCCAGAGUAGCAUUGGGACUCCUAGUCAGCUGCCACCAAUUGUUCCAUCAUAUUUAGAUACAUCACGUGUGCAACAUGCACAAAAACUGAAUGAGAUACAGGAGCGGUUUACUCUACCAAGGCUUCGCCUUGUGAAAUCUCCAUGGGAAGCUGCUCUGGAGACUGGUUCCGUGGAUGCAGCUUUCCAGGAACUCAAACCACUGCAGUCAUGGAGCUUUUCUAGUGCUCCAACACCAGCUGCCCCUGAGCCAGUUCUGAGUUCAACAUUUGACAGCUACAAAUCAACAACACCACAACCUGUAUCAGCUGAACCAGUAUUUACUCCUCUUACACCCUCUACUGGUGUCAGUCAGCCUCCAAGCCAAAGAGUUUCUGGUCAUGAAAAGGACUUUCUGUACAAACCUAAGGCACCAAGAGGAUGGAGCGGUGCACAACACUCACAGCAAAGUUAUGGUCAGUCCACCACUACCGCUACUACUGAUGCUGCUGCAACUAACAUCUUAGGCACGGAGUCUAGUAUGAUACCUACUGGUAGUACUUUCAGUGCCUCAUCAUCUUAUGCCACUUCAAUGAACAAGGAACAAGUAACAGAAACUGUUUCUUCAGUUCACAACAUAAGUAAGAAAACUGAGAAACAAGUGAAGAAAGAGGAGAAUAGUUUUAUUACUAGAGCUGUUUCUGAAGACACAUCAUCUCUAAAACAAUCUUUAAGUGAAAUAAUCAAGGGUGAGCAAGUUUCUCCAAAUAAAGUGGCUGAGGAAAUGACAAGUGCAAAAUCUACCGAAUUUAUUGAACAAGGUAUAAGAGACGCAGCUACAUUUCCACCAUUGCAGUUCAGACAGUCAUCAUCUGCAAAAGAGACCGCAAAAGAAAAUAUUAUUGAGUACACAAAUAUCCAUAAGCAAUUAGAUACUGCAGAGACUGAGAGUGGUGUGUUGUACGAGUCAAAACAGCCUGUUAGAACUCUUAUAGAAUCAUUUGAGCAGAAUACAAGGCCACCAUUUAAGUAUAAACAGGUUCAGCCAGAAUCACAAAUGGCAGGAAUUUUACAACAGAAGCAAGAAUCAAAGCCACACCCAAGUUGCUAUUACAUUGCAAAUGUUGCAAAUGUGAAAUCACGAACAUUUGAUGUGCCACUACAACAGGGCAUUGAAACAAAAACAGAGGGUGUUUCAUUUUCAUCUCAAAUAACAGAAAAAACGCAUAUCGAAUCAAGCUACGAGCAGAAAUCAGAAAUGCGUACGAGUACUUCUUUUUUCUCACAACAAGGUGCAUCCGCACAGCUCACAGAGCAAAAAACAUCAGUACCAACGAUUCCUAAGGCCCAGCCUCCACAGCACAAGACAGUAUCAUCCACAACCGGAUCUGUCCAGCAGCUUCUAACAAAAACAGCAGUGCCUCCAGCUCCAGUGUACAGUUACGAGCCUUCUAUUGAGAUAGUUCAGGAACAGCCUCCUGCAGCCAGAUUUUCAUUCAAUACGCUGAACAAUUACAACACAGCACCCAGAGGCUGGGGCCAAGGACUUGACUACUACAGACCAGUCACUUUUGCACCUACAAGGAUAGGUUAAAUACCAUGUGCCAUAAUAAACUCAUUUCAUUGAAAUCACCAUGCUGCUCAUAAUUUCCUUUUUUCGAUAAAAAACUUUUUAAAAUGCAAGUUAUAUACACUAUUCACAUCAAAUAUUGUUUAUGUAGUGUACCUGAUGGAAAUGGUUAAAGCAAAACUUGUGAGAUGUGCCAAAUAUUUUGAUGAGUGUUGUACAGUAUUUCAUGUACACCAUGAGUCUUACUUAGUAAAAUACAGAAAAAAAUUAUUACAAUA
Molecule: messenger RNA, 3804 nt
Organism: Schistocerca americana (American grasshopper)
Lineage: Eukaryota; Metazoa; Arthropoda; Insecta; Orthoptera; Acrididae
Product: probable basic-leucine zipper transcription factor N
Exons: 17
Coding region: 227-3550 (1107 amino acids)
Biological process (GO): positive regulation of actin filament bundle assembly
Cellular component (GO): nucleus; actin cytoskeleton; Z disc
Molecular function (GO): actin binding
Source: RefSeq, a predicted model, not a curated record